Messenger RNA from Vespula vulgaris, 9160 nucleotides. RefSeq names its product proto-oncogene tyrosine-protein kinase ROS (gene sev). Gene Ontology annotation, biological process: regulation of TOR signaling; multicellular organism development; protein phosphorylation. NCBI's taxonomy places the organism in Eukaryota, Metazoa, Arthropoda, Insecta, Hymenoptera, Vespidae. The transcript has 21 exons. The coding region runs from base 753 to 8573 and encodes 2606 amino acids. The record is from RefSeq and is a predicted model, not a curated record. Gene Ontology annotation, molecular function: ATP binding; transmembrane receptor protein tyrosine kinase activity; protein binding. Gene Ontology annotation, cellular component: signaling receptor complex; membrane.
UAACGCUCGGUCAGGUCCUACAAACGCGACCCGGUCUCUGGCCCAACUCUUUCUCUUCUCUCUUUCUUUCUCUUUCUUUUUCUUUCUUUCCCUUUCUCUUCCUCUUUUUUGUACUCGUUCAUUCGCUUGUAAACGUCACUUUAUAUCGCGUUUUCAUCAUUCGUCUGAGAUUCGGCGAUCAUUUACUAUUCAUUCUACUAUUCGUCAACGAUCGUGACAAGUUUUUAAAAAACAAAUCAAAUCCUGAAUCCUGGUGUUCUUGAUACAAAGUGAAACGGAAAAGGAAACUAUCCGAACGUUAUAGUGGACAAUGAUUUAUAUUUAGAAAUUUACAUCUUCAUUCAUUUCGAGGAUUGACUCAUUGAAGAAGGAUAGGAGAAGUUGCGUCUACGCGGUGCCGAUCAUAGUUUCAUUCAAGAACAUUUAGGGAGGGGAUAGGAUGUCUACAGAAGAUACUGCAAAUGAAUUCAUUCAAACUGACAGCUCGUGAAGUAUAUGAACGUUAAAAUUCGUCUCGACUGAUCGGUGAUGAAAAUCCAAAAAGAAUAUAUCAUAGUGUUACAAAUGUUUCUUCGACAAUCGGUUGACAUCCAAAGGAUUUUCUUUUUGGAAGGAUUUUAAUGGAUCGACCGAAUGGCUCACCGUUUGGCGCGCGUGAAUCGCAAAAUUUUCUAACAAAGAUGAGGAAGAAUCGAGGAAUAAGAGUUUGAUCGUACUGGCGCACAUUUUUCCAGGCUCCAGAUAUAUAUAUUAUGUUAGGAAGAGGACUAUGUACCUUAAUGAAGCUGCUGGCGUUUGCCGGAAGCGUCGCGACGCUCCUGGCGGACGAAGAUUGGAACGUUCCCACAAGCCUCCAAAAGGAAUGCUCCUCGAAAUGUCCCAAUCUCGACUUGAAUCAAAAUCGCACGGAGGACAGUAGCCCGGAAGUAGGAUGCGGCGUGAGAUGUAAAGUCGAACAGUGUACCAAAGGAUGCGAGGCAUGGGCACAGGCACUCGACAUGAGUUGUCAAACCGUUUGCAAUGGAACGCAAGAAUUGCUACCACCGAAGGAAUUGUAUUGCGUUUUAGGUUGUCACGAUGCACUGAAUCGAUAUUUUCAACAAUUAAAAGCGGAGAUAGGAGUGCCUGCUGCACCCGCACUGGUGGCGGACUCUUUGACGGCGACCUCGCUGAGAUUGGAAUGGAAGGGCAUGAAUAUGAAUCGACGCAGCAGCGGAAUAUCUUAUCUGGUACAAUGGAGGUACGAAGAAUUGGUUGAAACUUGGCAGUACUGUAGAAAUCAAACAUGGGGGGAAGACGAUCAGAUAUUGGUGGAGAAUUUGCAACCCUAUACAAAAUACAGAUUUCGCGUGGCAUUGCUCUUAAAAUCAUCGCAGCAUAAUCCUGAACCAAUCGUCUCCGCUCCGAGCGUGGUGAUAUUAACAUUAGCUGCUGGUUUGCCAUCGUCAGCACCGGUAAUUGUAAGAGCGGCGGCAGUAGACAGCUGCCGUGUCUCUGUGUCUUGGGAACCAGGCCCUUUUCCAAAUGGGCCACUUUUGUCUUAUGUCCUACGUCUGCAAGGGGCUGAUCACUCCCAGCUUAAGGAUAUACCAGCUUCGGAAAACACGGAUCACUAUAUGUUUCAAAAUCUUGAACCGAAUAAAAAUUAUUCUGUAAGUGUUACAAUGCGAAACAGUGUAGGGGAAGGACCACCGGCAACAAUUCAUAUAUCUACCAACCCCGAACCUACAGUGAAGGACACGGAACAACCAAUUCUCAUACUCGGUGGAGAACACGUUGUAAUGAAACAAGGUGCCGAUAUGCUCGACGAGCCUAGUGUAGUUUAUCGAACCUCAAGCGUCAUUCGUGGAGUGGCUAUUCAUGUUGCUUCUGCUCAACUAUUUGUUUCGGACUCUACGGGAUACGUAUACAGAACAUCGAUCUUGGAACCACCAGAACUUAGAAAAAAUAUUACGAUACUUAGCCCGAGCGAAGCUAAUUUUAAACCGUUGAGUUUAUCAGUGGAUUGGUUAAACCUACAACUAUAUGUGUUGGGUGAAGUGAAACAUUCCACAACCGUUUGGCAAAUAGCAAGAUGUAAUUUAGACGGUAAAGGUUUAACCGUAGCUAUGGCCGGUUUCUUGACACGACCAUCUCACAUUGAAGUAGAUCCUUACAAUGGUUACCUUUUCUGGGUAACCAGAGGAGGAUUGUAUAGAUUGGACUUAGCUGAUAUAAGUAAUGGAGUUAAACACGAGGUUCAGCCAUACCUCAUUCUAGAGGAUGAGCACUUAGGAGCAUUUACUGUCGAUCACACGAAUUUCCGACUACUAGUACCCCAUCAAACGGAAAAUACGGUGAUGUCCGUAUCACUCGACGGACGGGAAGUACUAAACUUGCGUGCUAACACGCAGCAACCUAAAUUUAAGAACGUACUCUCCUUGGCGAUGGCUAAUGGUCUAUUUUAUUGGACAAAUGGAGAAGAGGUCUUAACCGAGGGCUAUCAUUCCGGAAAGAACAGAUACUUUCAUAAUGCAUAUCCCGACAGAUUGGAUGGUUCAUUUGUAAGUGUGAACGUUUUAAUGGACGCCAGUCAACCCGUUCCAGUUCCAGUAAAUCCACCUACAGGUGUACAAGCAGUUUUAGGCGCUGAAAGAGCCAAGGUCUCAUGGCAAGUACCUCAUUUACUAGGUGGCCAGGGUAAAGGUGCUUGGCAAAAUUGGUCGUACGAGUUGGAAAUCAAAGACGAAUCUACAGGCGAGACGAUUCGUCAAAAAGAAAUAGCCGGUUCUUCGCACACGGUACAUAAUUUACGAGAAAAAUCAAAAUAUUCGAUCAAGGCAGCUGCUUACACAACUGCUGGCAGAGGUCCAUGGUCAACUGAAUUCCGUGGACGUACCUUGAGGAACGGGUCGCGUGCUUCUAUCCUAUGGUCUGCGAACGAAGGUCUUUUAAAAAGUGAUGUCACAGGAGAGAACAUCGAUACUUUAAUUUACAAAACGAGUUUGAAAGACUCCGAAAAUGCUUACCACAUAGUAGAUGUCAGUUGGUACAAAGAUAUGCUAUAUAUCGUAGGAAAUAAUUCCGUUCUAUAUCAGUACAACUUUACAACCCAUGUGAAAACUAAAUUAAACAUCCAUUCCGUUGGGAGUGUUGCUGUAGAUUGGAUAUCAAAAAAAUUAUAUUGGGCUAAUCCAAAACAACAAAUUAUAACAAGAGCAAACUUGAAUGGUUCGCAACAAGAACCCAUGUCGAUUUUAGCGAUCGUUAAAGAACUUUUAAUCGAUUCUUUAGAAGCUUACUUGUAUUGGUCGACUGGUCACGCGGUGGAAGUAGCACGCUUAAAUGGACAGGACAGAAGGUAUUAUCACUCUGAUGAGAUAUUCAAUGGGAAGCAAGUGAUGGGUCUAACGUUGGAUAGCGAGCAUCGUUAUUUAUAUUGGAUCGUUAGGAGCUACGAAAGUGGAUCUAUCGUUUACCGAGCACCUACUUCUGAAAGAAUACCGAUGGAUCAAAAAAUCAUACCGGAAAAGGUAUCAGCUUUGCAACACCCAAAUAUUCAAGGACCUCUGUGUUAUUUUUCGGAACACCUACUAUGGCUUCAAGAUGAUAGAAACGCUGUGAUCGGUGAUCUAUUCGGACAAAACACGGCGAUUAUUAACGGUAUCACGUUAUCGGGUUUGCGAAUGGUCGCUGUCAUGGACCCAGCUCUUCACGGUUAUCCAAAAAACCUGACAUCCGAAAGCGUUGUCGUCUUACCAAAUGCCGUUAAUCUCACUAGUAUCAGAGUCGAAGGUACUUCAGGAAAGUUCAAUGUAUCUUGGGAUCCAGUAGAUAAUAUCAAUUAUGGAACGGUCUUCUACGAAGUUAAAUUUCUUGAUCACAUUAAUACCAAUUCCAAUCCCGAGAUAACCAGCGAAACUUCUAUGCCUUAUAACAAUUCGGAACGUAUAGAACCGUAUUCUUUAUUGGAGGUCACGGUUAAAGCUUUCACGUAUUGGGAAACUGCACAUCAUUCUAGAGCAAUAUUGAGAUCGCCGCAAAGCCUUCCAUCCGAGCCUACAAAUCCUAGACUGUUCGUAGAAAAUUAUAGAAAACCACUUAACGAAAAAAUGGAAACUGUUGUAAUAUUUAGAUGGAAUCGGCCAAAAUUUGAAAAUGGAGAGAUACUGGGUUAUACUAUUCAAUGUUGGUUCAACGAGAUAGCAAAUCAUACUGACAUACAUGUUUGCGACGAAUCUAACGUACCUUCUAACAUACUAGAAUACAAAGUUUACAAUCUAUCACCAAACGUGACCUAUUACUUUCAAGUUCGUGCCAAAACGAGCAUUGGAUUUGGCUCUUACACCGACGUAAUUGGUGUAUCAACAGCUUAUGAAAAUCCUAUACCACGAUUAUUACUUGCAACGACUGAGGCUGUAAAUGUGAUCGAUUUGGACGAAAAAAUGAACAAUUAUACUAUUACGCGUCACGUAGCCGUUGAAAUAGCUUUCUCCGCUGCAGAGGAUAAUAUUUUUUGGAUCAAUAAAAUACAAGAAUUAAUCUCGUCCGAUUCAAGAGGAAUUCAUAUCACCAAAAUCUUCACCCUAAAUAAUACUGCGUACAGUUUAUGCGUAGAUUGGAUUGCGAAAUAUUUGUACUGGAGCGAGUCGAAUGACAAGGAAAGCGAAAGUCGUAUUCUAAAAUUAGAUUUAUCUAUGUUACAAGACAAAAUCGUGACGUUUCAACCAAUAAUAACUAGAUACGGACGUAUUGUGAAAUUGGAUAUAUUACCAUCCGUGGGAUCUUUAUAUUGGAUAGAAUCGACAAAAACUGAUCGUGGGAUAAUAAUGCAAUCAGAUCUCUACGGAGAAAAUAUUCAACCAUUUUUUAAUCAAAUGGGAGAUUGUUCUUGUCCGUAUCGGCCGUCUGUCUCACCGAUAAUGACGAUAGAUAGUACCGAGACAGAAAAUCCAGUUCUAUACUGGGUAUCACUCGAAGGUCACUUAUACGUCGCUGAUAUUAAUGGAUGCAUCUGCAAAAUGAUAAUAGAUCCAGGUUUGGAUAAGGGUCUAACGUUUGCUUCCUUAACGGUAGAUAAGAUCAACAUUUAUUGGACGAAUACUGUGGAUAUGAAACUUUAUCUCGUUAAUAAAAAAUACCUAGAAAAAGGAAAAAUAAUGGAUUUUUAUACUCCACACGUACGAAGUAUCAAGGCUUUGGGUAAAUCUUUGCAACCUUAUCCAAGCGCAGAAUGUUUAAUACCACGUCCAAUGUUGUAUAAUAUAGAAGAAGUGAAAAAAACAGCCGAUAGCAUCACCGUUAAAUUGCCACAACCUCUUCCUCACAAUGGCUGCAAAGCUUACAACUUACCAAAAACUUUAUACCUCAUGGACGUUUAUGAAUGUGCAGAAAAUAAUUCGAAAGAUUGUCGCGAAAGUUCCGAUAUUCAGGAAAAAUGUAAACGAUAUCAAACUUAUGAAAGAGAAUAUGCGAUAGAACAUUUAAAACCUUUCACGAGAUAUUUGAUAAAAUUGAGCUUAGCUAAUAUCUACAUCGAAUGGGAUAGAGUAAAUUUGGAGUUUAGUUCGGGUAUUAUACUGACAACAGAUGCUGGAGCUCCCAGUGCACCAGAAAACGUGUCCGUUCAAGUUCUUACGCCUACUUUGGCUGCUGUCUAUUGGAUGCCACCAAAGAUAUUCAAUUCUCCUGCAGUGAAUUACGAAAUUCAUUGGAAAUCAGAUAGUCUGAUAAAUGGUGUUCGACAAAAGGGCGAGCAGCUAGUGAAGGAUACGGAACAAGUAAAAAAUGGUAAAUUCAUCGCGAUGUUACAACCAUUGUUACCGGGACAAAUCUAUUUUAUAUCCGUUCGUGCUUGUCCAGCACAAUUCAACGAAGUUUUUAGCGAGAGCGAAAAACAAAUGAUCAGUAUGUAUCCGGAGCCAAAUAAUUUAACUUUGAUCGCAGCCAGUAUAAACGGCUUAAAUAUCUCCUGGGUACCCACGAUAAGUCUAAUGAUUAGCUACGUCUUAGAAUACAAAGAUGUUGCCUUAGAAGAGUGGCGCGUCGCGAAUGAAUCCGAAAUCGAUUCGGAAAAAGUCAUUUAUCGGUUGCGAAAUCUGCAACCACGUACUCUUUAUAAGUUUCGCUUGUUACUCCGAUAUCCUAAUUAUGAUCAGGAUUUUAUAUGGUCUCCGGAUGGAAGGUUCACCUAUCAAACUCUUGGAGAUGUACCAAGUGCACCCGGAACACCGACUGUAAUUAAAUUACGCAGUUCCGUAUACCAAUUAAACUGGGAUGCUGCACAGGCUCACGGUUCUCAAAUUACAUUGUACCGUCUAGAAACCAAAAUGAUUGACGAAGGGCAACGAGAUGAAGCAACGACGAGCAACGGUGAAAGUUGGACUUUGUGUUACAACGGAACGGAUAAUUACUGGAUUAUCAAGGGAGAUAUGGAUCGAAGGUAUAGAUUUCGUGUGAGAGCUCGAAAUGCUUACGGAUUUGGUGCUUGGAGCAGAUCAAGCAAUGUCAUCGAUUUGACUGACUCGGCAGUCGGUGGAUUGCUAGCGACUCAGCAACAAUUAGGAUUAAUUUUAGGUUUGACUGUUCCAGUCAUUGCUUUCGGCCUGGUUUGCUUUUGCUACUUUCUAUGUCUCUAUAGGCAACGCAAGGAUGAUAAAAAAGUGGUUUUGUCUCCCAUAGUAUCAGAUGUCGAAUUAGCGACGUUACGAGAAAUACCUCGUAGUAACUUUGUUCAGCCAAAUGCUCUUUACGCGUCCACCAUGCAAAACGAUCCAGAUGAUUCCAUGUUACCAAAAAUAAAACGAGAACAAAUAACGUUGGCUAAAUUUUUAGGCAGUGGUGCAUUCGGAGAGGUGUUUCAAGGAAAUGCUAAAGAAUUGGACGGACCUGACACUGUAACACCUGUUGCUAUAAAGACACUUCGAAAAGGUGCCACGGCACAAGAAAAAAGUGAAUUUUUGCAAGAGGCACGAUUAAUGAGCCAUUUCCGACACAAACAUGUACUAAGACUCUUGGGUAUUUGUUUAGACAUAGACCCUCCAUUGUUAGUAUUAGAGCUGAUGGAAGCCGGUGAUCUAUUGAGCUACUUGAGAGCGAGUAGAUCCUUACAACCCACAGAUCCUUAUGCCUUACGUCUACAAGACCUCCUAGCAAUGUGCGAGGACGUGGCUAGAGGUUGCCGUUAUCUCGAAGAACUUCAUUUUGUACAUAGAGAUCUUGCUUGUAGAAAUUGUUUGGUAUCGACGAGAGAACGUGAGAAUCGAGUUGUUAAGAUAGGCGAUUUUGGUCUAGCGAGAGACAUUUACAAAAACGAUUAUUAUCGGAAAGAAGGUGAAGGAUUACUUCCCGUUCGUUGGAUGGCCCCAGAAUCCUUAGUCGAUGGAGUCUUCACAUCUCAAAGCGACGUUUGGGCAUUUGGUGUAUUAAUGUGGGAGAUCACUUCGUUAGGACAACAACCUUAUCCAGCUAGAACAAAUCUAGAGGUAUUGCAUCACGUACGAGCAGGUGGAAGAUUACCAAAACCUUUAAAUUGUCCGCCGACGUUACAUCGUCUGAUGUUAUGUUGCUGGAGUGCUGCCGAUAGUAGACCGAGCUUCAAAACUUGUCUCGAACAUAUCGUCAAUCUUCGAAAAAACAUACAGGAUGCCGUGUUAAGUCCUGUACACGCUGGUCACUAUUUGGUACGAAGAGGCGUAUCUAACAUGGCUUAUUUCGCUGACGAGAAUCAAAAUUGCAAUAAUCCAGGUAACUCUUGGAAAUCAAGUAGUUCGGAAGGAAGUAGAGAUAUGCAACCUUUCCUUCAGAAUUCACAAAAUGUCACUCUUGUAACACAAUCGGAUGAUAUACCAAAAUAUUUAGAAUUAUUAGCGGACAGUGACGACGUUGUUCUUAGAGAAAAUCGAGUGACCGAAUAUGAGGUUCCACGAUCGAUUCAUAUUUCGAAUCCAAACUUAAUAAAUAUAGAUAAGAUUUCCCAAGGACUAAUGGAAGUUAAAAAUUUAGAAGAUUUGCAAGAGUCCAAGGAAUUCUUGAAAAAUGGUAUUAAGGAUCGAAGAUCAUCAAUAACGUCUUCCGAACCUAGCAAAGAGGCAAUUUUUAAAACAAAUAUGACUGAUAGAUGUAAAACGUUAGAUACAUCCAAGUUAAGAAACUCUAAUAUUAGAGCAAGUUUUACAGGAGAUUCAUUGAUGAACGAGCAACAAAAGUACAAGCGGAAUAGCACAAUCGAACGAAGAAAAUCAGAAAUGAGUUUAGAAGGAAAGGACAAAAUGGUAAUUAAUUCAAACACGAAUAUAUCUGUUUCUACUCGUUCGAAUGUGAUUACGAACGAUUCGCAAAACGUUUCUUCGAGGAACAAUGCUACAAAACCGGAUGAAAAUGAAGAAAUCAGUGAUAAUAGCAUUAAAAAUAAUAAUUCGACAAAAAUACAAAGGACACAAUCCACCUUGCAAAGUGGUAAAGCUAAUAUUCCUUUAGUGAUAAAUAGUGCAUUAUUAAAUUUGUUAAGGCAAACUCCAAUGAUCGAGGACGGUAAUAAUAGUGUUACCUAUACGAACAUUAACACGGACACCGUUAGAGUGAACGGAUCUUGAAACGAUUCUUUCUGUUGUAUUUUGUAAAUACGAAUAUAUACACUCAAUUCUUAUAUUCAAACUUUUAUAAGUGUACCUGCAUCAAUUUCGUACGAAAUCGCUAACAACUUUGUACGUUCGAACUUUCUUCGUUAACUUCGACCGAUUUACUGAAAGGUGCAAUUUUCUUCGAUUUUAUUGCACAUCCUUUUCAUCUUAUUAUUCGCGUUUAGUGCUAUAAAAUGAAUUAUGAAUUAAAUUUAUAUAUAAUCCAUAAUUCAAUACGUAGUAAUAAAACAAAGUAAGACCAACUUUGUACAAUAAAUAAAAUACAUGUACAUGCACUAUUAUUUUAUCGAUCGUUGAUACAUCAUGUGAAGUAGACAUAUGCCUACUGAAAAGAGACGUAGAAAUUAAACGAUUAAACUUAGUCGCACAAAUUAUAAAUAUUGUAUAUGAUUGACAGUGUAAAAAGAGUUGUGAAUUUUAGCCAGUACACUGCCAUUUUUUUCACUUUCUGCGAAUACCGCAAAUACAAAAUGUAAAAUAAAGACUAGUUAUAUAUAUAUAUAUAUAUAUAUAUAUAUAUAUAUAUAUAUAUAUCUUUU